AUGGCGUCCACUCUUGCGCUCGGUCUUGGUGUCGCUACGGCUGCCUUCUUGGGGCGUGCUGGUCUGGUCGCCUACCGUCGGUCCCAAGGAAGUGUUAAUGCUCUCGGAAAGGCCUUCUACAAAGGAGGAUUUGAACCUCGGAUGAACCGUCGCGAAGCCUCCCUGAUUCUCGAACUCCCGGAGCGCACUUUGAACAAGGAUAAGGUCCGCAAGAAGCACCGCCAGUUGAUGCUGCUCAACCACCCCGACCGUGGUGGUAGCCCCUACCUGGCAACGAAGAUCAACGAAGCCAAGGAGUUUUUAGAUAAACAUUCUUGA
This is a messenger RNA of Aspergillus puulaauensis, 318 nucleotides long. RefSeq names its product putative mitochondrial DnaJ chaperone (Tim14) (gene pam18). Gene Ontology annotation, biological process: protein import into mitochondrial matrix. Gene Ontology annotation, cellular component: PAM complex, Tim23 associated import motor. NCBI's taxonomy places the organism in Eukaryota, Fungi, Ascomycota, Eurotiomycetes, Eurotiales, Aspergillaceae. The coding region runs from base 1 to 318 and encodes 105 amino acids. The record is from RefSeq and is a predicted model, not a curated record. The transcript is spliced from 4 exons. Gene Ontology annotation, molecular function: ATPase activator activity.